AACAAGAUCAAUACCAUUCAAAUUUUAGUUUCCACAAUAUCAUAGAGAGAGAUUAGUUAGAUCGUCUGAAAAAAAAAAUGAUGAAAGUUUUGGCAUUAUUGCUUCUUGCAAUUGUGACCAUGGCCUCAAUGGGUCAUGGCCUUCCUGAUGAUCAAAGCCCUCAAGCCGUAGAAAAAUGGCUCAAAAAGUUCCCAAAUGCAAAACCUAAGUUCACAAAGUUCCACUUCUAUCUUAACAACAUCCUCAACAAGAACCCUCCGGCGAGUGUUGUCGUCGCUAAGGCCAACACCACCGACUCAAACCCGGAGACAAGCUUCGGGUUAGUGAGAGUUAUAGACGCUCCAUUAACCGAACAAUCGCUAAGCGACCAUCCUGGCUCGAAAAUCAUCGGUUAUUGUCAAGGGAUGUAUACAUUUUCCGCACAGGAAGAAAGGGCAACGCUAAUGACUCUUAACUUCGUUUUCACCACCGGCCCGUUCAAAGGCAGCACCCUUAGCGUUUUCGGGCGUAAUUUGGUGACCGCAAAGUACCGGGAAUUCUCGAUCAUCGGCGGAUCCGGCGAUUUCAGGAUGGCCGAAGGAAUCGGUACGGCCAGCACUUACUUCCGUGAUCCUGUAAUGGGAGAUAUUCUUGAAAUGAGUUUCGCAUUCUUCCGCUACUCGGUCUAAAUACUAAAAUGUUUAAACAUUUUAGUGUUUUCCCAAUUUGCAUCUUCCUUUGUAGUUUGAUGAGUCAUCUUUAUUAUUGUUAGGUUGUUUUUACUGUAUCUUUCCUUAUGUAAUCAAUAAAGUUAUGGCAUGACAAGGGCACUUGCAUGAUAUAGCCAUGUCCCAUAUCCUUCGCCUCUUUAAUUAAUGAACUUCUUUUCUUGGAAGAAAAACAGG
This is a messenger RNA of Oldenlandia corymbosa var. corymbosa, 884 nucleotides long. NCBI's taxonomy places the organism in Eukaryota, Viridiplantae, Streptophyta, Magnoliopsida, Gentianales, Rubiaceae. The record is from the annotation of a GenBank genome assembly.